Molecule: messenger RNA, 939 nt
Organism: Sinocyclocheilus grahami
Lineage: Eukaryota; Metazoa; Chordata; Actinopteri; Cypriniformes; Cyprinidae
Exons: 4
Coding region: 153-536 (127 amino acids)
Biological process (GO): mitochondrial respirasome assembly
Source: RefSeq, a predicted model, not a curated record
GACUUCGCCGCGCAUGCGCAGAGCCAGUUCCCCGAGCCGUGUCAGUGUGUGGCGAGGAACAGCACAUCUGAGCGCUUGCAGAAGAUUUUGCAUCCGGACCCAGUCUUCAGACAUCGGAGCGUGUUUUCUCGUGCGUGCACAGACGGAGCAUCAUGACGAGCAGCUCGAGGCGGAAAGAGGAGGUGCACGCGGUGAACGGAGGACUGAAGCAGUCCGCAUGGAGCAAAGCCAUCAGCUGCAAAGCAGUGUGGGACGAGAAGGAUGAGUUUUUAGAUGUCGUCUACUGGAUCCGGCAAAUCAUCGCUGUGGUGUUGGGCGUAAUAUGGGGUGUCGCACCUCUGAAAGGGUUUCUGGGAAUAGCCAUAUUCUGUGUCAUCAACGCAGGCGUCCUGUACCUGUACUUCAGUAGUUUCCAGCAGGUGGAUGAGGAGGAGUACGGAGGAACAUGGGAGCUCACCAAAGAAGGCUUCAUGACUUCGUUUGCUUUGUUUCUGGUGGUUUGGAUCAUCUUCUACACGGCGCUACACUACGACUGAGGACCGCAGGACAGACAGAGACAGACAUUUAUUUAAUGUGAUCUGGAAGGGCCGGCUGGAGAGGCGUCUGUAUGUGUUACCAGCAGCAUGCGUGCGCCUUGAGGAAGAGGUGCAUCGUGGGUAAAAUGGGUACAGGUUAAUAACCUACUCCAACCCAGGACUCGUUGAAUUUUGAAGCUGAUGUUGUCCAGUGCACUGCCAUGGCUAAUGGGUUAAUAACUGUUGAUUCUGUUUGUCCUCUCUGCGUUUUCUUGUUUGAUUGCCGCCGAAUCAAGCAGGAUUUAACUUAAUUUCUUAGUUUCUUUCACGAUUAGGUUCCAACACAGAUUGUCUUACUCCGUUAUGACCAGUCAAAAUCAAAUAGGAGUGUGUAAAUUCUGUACAAUUCAUUUUAUUGAAUCCG